Messenger RNA from Cucurbita maxima (winter squash), 1484 nucleotides. Its product is annotated as caffeoylshikimate esterase-like. NCBI's taxonomy places the organism in Eukaryota, Viridiplantae, Streptophyta, Magnoliopsida, Cucurbitales, Cucurbitaceae. Gene Ontology annotation, molecular function: lipase activity. The record is from RefSeq and is a predicted model, not a curated record. Gene Ontology annotation, cellular component: membrane. The coding region runs from base 173 to 1375 and encodes 400 amino acids. The transcript has 8 exons.
GGUCAGGUAUGUUCAAAAGUGAGCGAAAUCUCGCAGAAAAUCCCCAUGUGCCACAGGUUCGCUCUGUUUUAUAAAGACGCCACAGUUAAUAGCAUUGACCGGACGACCUGAUACUUCCGGCAUUUCAUUCAUCGCCUUUUUUGGCUUCUUUGCUACUGCUUAGCUACCGUCCAUGUCCUCGGGACUUGGAUUCCGGCCAUCGGAUCUUUCUUUCUUUUCCCGGAAGUUUGUUUCUCCGAUCAAUCACCGGGAAAACGUCAGAUUGCCCUUCACUCCUCUAAGGAAAAUGAACCCGGAGCAGCCCAUGAGGUGGGGUUCCGGUUGCUGCCUUGUUGUUGCAGCCAAGAGGCCGCCGAUUGACGGCGUUCCGGCAGAGCUCAACAAAAUCGCUUCCCAGAAACUGGACUCUGCUCCGGCACGCCGGCGGGUCCGAUCGGCUUUCAUAGAGAUUCAACAGCAGCUCGAUCACUGCUUGUUCAAGAUGGCUCCUGCUGGGAUCAACACUGAGGAGUGGUAUGAAUGUAAUUCAAGGGGUCUGAAUAUUUUCUGCAAAAGAUGGUUUCCCGAGCCUGAUGUUCAUAUCAAAGGUGCUGUGUGUUUCUGCCAUGGCUAUGGUGGCACCUGCACUUUCUUCUUUGAUGGAACUGCUAGGCACAUUGCUGCAUCUGGGUAUGCCGUUUAUGCUAUGGACUAUCCAGGUUUCGGUCUAUCAGAAGGAUUGCAUGGUUAUAUUCCCAGCUUUGAUCAACUAGUUGAUGAUGUUAUAGAACAGUACAAGAAGUUUAAAGGGAGACCAGAAUUGAAAGGAUUGCCUCAUUUCAUAUUAGGACAGUCCAUGGGAGGAGCUAUUACCUUGAAAAUUCACUUGAAGGAACCAAAUCUCUGGGAUGGACUGGUCCUUGUGGCUCCCAUGUGUAAAAUUGCAGAUGAUGUGAAGCCGCCAGACCAUGUGCUUAAGGUUUUAAGUCUAAUGUCUAAUGUCAUGCCAAAAGCCAAGCUUCUACCAAAUGUCGAUUUCGACGAACUGGCUCUCAGAGAAACGAAGAAAAGGAAACUGGCUGUCUACAAUGUUAUAUCAUAUGAAGAUCGGAUGCGUGUAAAAACUGCCAUGGAACUUUUAAAGGCGACGGAUGAUAUUGAGAAACAACUGGAGAAAGUUUCAUCGCCAUUAAUGAUUCUUCAUGGAGCUGCAGACAAGGUGACGGAUCCUAAAAUUAGUCAAUUUCUAUACGAGAAGGCGUCGAGCAAGGACAAGACUCUGAAACUCUAUGAAGACAGUUUUCAUUGUAUUCUUGAAGGGGAACCCGAUGAAAGAAUUUUCACUGUUCUAAAUGAUAUCAUCCAUUGGCUAGAUUCCCGAUGCUCCUCGACGUAGUUCUUAGUUAAUUGCACAGUGAUUCUUCCAUUGUUUCUGUUAUGAUAAGUUAAGUUAAUGUAACACACUCUCAUGUUAUCUCAAAUUAUCUAGGCAUUUGAACUUUAAA